AGGAAUUGAAACUACAAAAUAAGCCUUUGUUUCAUUUUCUGUUGCUCCAGCACGUAUAUGUGACUCCUUUACCCUUCGGUUUUAUUAGAUAAAGGUGUUCAGCUAUGGGUGACUCUUCUCCAAACCCCUUGGUGUUGAUCGGUAUGGGCACUAGCAUUGCCUUCUCCGGUUUGUUUUAUAAGCUCUACCGGGAAAAGAAGGAGGAGAUAAAAAUGCUCAAGAAAAUCCCAGUUUUCAAACCUGAUGAUCAUUUACUUAAAGUGCUGAACGCAUCUUCGCACAAACGACUCCAGUAUGUUGCUGUUGAAGGCGUUGUUCAGGCUGAUGGGGAGGUCCUGCAAAGCAAAUUUGUCCCUCGAUGCCAUGGUGUGAUUCAGAAGGUUGUGGUGGAAGAGCGCUGGAAAUACUGGAACUAUCUCACCAGGACUUGGAACUCCCGGACAAUCAACAAGAAUGAGACCAACAACUCUGUCCCCUUCAGUUUAGUCCAGCCCGGUUCUUACAUCGCCGACGUUCACGUGAAGGUGCAGAACCCCCUGGAGGCCUCGGGGUGCCACAUGGAGUGGGUUUACUCCAAAAUGAGACGCGCUCAGGAGGGUCUGGCGGAGAUGGUGGUGCAGGGUCUGAGUGGCGAGAAACCUGUGGCCAUGGUGGAGAGCGAACAGAUGCUGCGUGUGGGAAGCAGCCUGACGGGGUUCGGAGAGGUGGUGCUGGAGGGUGGCCGGGUCGUCAGCCUGCGGGCCCCGCAGGACGGACGCAGCUACAUCCUGGUGCCCAGCGACUACAGGAGCUUCAUGGACAGACACGAGGCUUCGGCCAGCAUGUGGAAGACGCUGACGGCUAUGACCGGCCUCACCGGGGCUUCUCUGUUCGCCGCCGUCUUGUACAAAGCGUUCGGAAAACAGGACGACAGAUCCAGAUAGGCGCAGUGCUGCUGGUUUAAAGCUCUGCCUAAAGUUUCCACUCAAAAAAGAACAAAAAUCAAGACCAAAAAAACCCACUAUGCAUACUUUCUAUUCCUAAUAAUAUUGGAACGUUUUUUAAAAAUUUGCACAAGUGGACCGAUUUAAAGCUUUUGACCUAAUGACCUUUGGCCUUAAUGACAGUUAGUGCUAUGAUUAGUGGCUACCGAGGGUUAUAAUGCGAGUACCGUAUUUUCCGCACUUUAAGGCGCACCACAUUAUAAGGCGCACCUUCAAUGAAUGGCCUAUUUUAAAACUUUU
This is a messenger RNA of Xiphophorus maculatus (southern platyfish), 1223 nucleotides long. It is a transcript of the gene mul3, whose product is annotated as mitochondrial ubiquitin ligase activator of nfkb 1-A-like. Gene Ontology annotation, molecular function: ubiquitin-protein transferase activity. Bases 105 to 923 code for a protein of 272 amino acids. Lineage: Eukaryota; Metazoa; Chordata; Actinopteri; Cyprinodontiformes; Poeciliidae. The transcript has 5 exons. The record is from RefSeq and is a predicted model, not a curated record. Gene Ontology annotation, biological process: organelle organization; protein ubiquitination.